This is a messenger RNA of Alosa alosa (allis shad), 2375 nucleotides long. RefSeq names its product zinc-binding protein A33-like. NCBI's taxonomy places the organism in Eukaryota, Metazoa, Chordata, Actinopteri, Clupeiformes, Clupeidae. Bases 32 to 1663 code for a protein of 543 amino acids. The transcript is spliced from 6 exons. Gene Ontology annotation, molecular function: zinc ion binding; protein binding. The record is from RefSeq and is a predicted model, not a curated record.
ACAAGGCAUUGAAGACUGUUCUGGGAGAGAAAUGGCAUCCAAAACUUUCUCAGAAGAUGAUUUCUCCUGUCCUGUGUGCUAUGAAAUUUUUAAAGACCCUGUUGUCAUGACAUGUAGUCACAGUGUGUGUAAAGAAUGUCUGCAUAAGUUCUGGGAGAGCAAAGAAUCAAGAGAAUGUCCCAUCUGCAGGAGGAAAUCUUCAAGAGAAACCCCACCACCUAAUUUGAUCUUAAGGAAUCUGUGUGAGACCUUCUUACAGGAGAGAAGUCAGAAAGCUUCAGCAGGGUCUUGGGUGAGCUGCAGUCUGCACAGUGAGACACUCAAACUAUUCUGUCAGGAGGAUAAACAGCCUGUGUGUGUGGUAUGUAGAGACUCAAAGAAACACAGGAGCCACACCUUCAGUCCCAUAGACGAAGCUGCAUCAGAGUACAAGGAGAAUCUCAACAUCAAACUGAAGCCCUUGAGAAAGAAACUGAAGACUUUCAAAAAAGUUAAACUUAUAUGUGACCGAACAGCUGAACACAUUAAGGGACAAGCUGAAAAUACAGAGAGGCAGAUCAAGAAGGAGUUUGAGAAGCUUCACCAGUUUCUACGAGAUGAAGAGGUAGCCAGGAUAGCUGCACUGAGAGAGGAAGAGGAGCAGAAGAGUCAGAUUAUGAAGGAGAAGAUUGAGAAGAUGGGCAGAGAGAUCUCAUCUCUUUCAGACACAAUCAGAGCCAUAGAAGAGAAGAUGGGAGCUGAUGACAUCACAUUCCUGCAGAACUACAAGAGUAUAGCGGAAAGAGCCCAGUGCACACUGCAGGAUCCAGAGAGGGUUUCAGGAGCUCUGAUAAAUGUGACAAAGCACCUGGGCAACCUGAAGUUUAGAGUCUGGGAGAAGAUGCAGGACAUUGUUCAGUAUGUUCCUGUGAUUCUGGAUCCCAACACUGCACACCCAGAACUCAUACUGUCUGAGGACCUGACCAGUGUGAGAAAUAAUGAUGAAGAUGACUACUUCGAUGCUGAUGAUGAUGAUAAUGAUGAUGAUUGUGGUGAUAGUGAUGAUAGUAAUGAUAGUAGUAAUGCUGAUGAUGACAGUGAUGAUGAUGAUGAUGAUGAUGAUGAUGAUGAUGAUGACAACAGCGUUGAUGAUGAUAAUGAUGAUCGUAGUGAUGAUGAUAGUAGUGAUGAUGAUGAUGAUGAUGACAGUAACAGAGAUGAGGAUAGUGAUGAGAGACAGCAGCUUCCUGAUAAUCCAGAGAGGUUUGAUAAUGAUUUAUUUGUUCUGGGCUCUGAGGGCUUUAACUCAGGGACUCACUGCUGGGAUGUGAAGUUUAAGGGAAAUCAAGAAUGGGCUGUGGGUGUGAUGACAGAGUCUUUAAAGAGGAAGGGUGACUGUGAGUCCAGGCCUGGACAGUGGUAUAUGUGUUAUGAUGGUGAUGACUACCACGUGGGUUCUAUGCCAAAAUCUCCCAAACGCCUGAGAGUAAAGCGCAGACUCCAGAGGAUCAGAGUGCAGCUGGACUGGGAAGAAGGAGAGCUGUCAUUCUCUAACCCUGUUAAUGAUACCCAUUUAUUCACUCUCACACACACAUUCACUGAGAAUGUUUAUCCAUUCUUCCAUGGUACUACUUCGAUUUUGCCAGUAAAGGUUUCUGUUCUGACAACUUUAUCUGAUAACUAAUAAUCUAACGCGUUACUAUUUCCAAACCAGUUAUCAGAUUAAAGAUACUUAACCAAAUCACUGUGCGUUACUAUACUAAAAGUAAAAAUUCGGAGCAGCACAGAUGUAGUAGCUAUAAACUUUAAUUAAGGUGCACAAAAGGGACUAACGUUUCGAUGCUUCAUGCAUCUUCCUCAGAGUCCUUGCAUAGCAUGGACAGGAGCGCCCAUUAUGUGAAAACAGAAUCACAAUCAGGUGUAGAAGGCGUGGCAGAUCUUGGGCCUCCCUCCAAAGGCUGCACUCAAUAAGUAUGUUAGCCAAAAGAAAAAUACAAGUAAAACUUUUUUACACAUAAGCUUUACAAUCAAACAAUAACUAAAUGAACCAACAAGAGAAACAAAAGAAAAGGAAAAGAAAAUUGCUAGACAUUUCAUGGAGAGGAGAAAACUCGCCAGUAAUUUAAAAAAAAACUACUUUUCAAUCUAUUUUAUUUUUAUUUUUAGAGAGUCAAUGGCUAAAAGUCAUAUAUUAACCUAGUAUUACAGGAAACACGACAGGCUCAAUUCUUCAUUGAGACCAGAAGGCUCAAGUGUGCCCAGUGUGUAAAUCCAAUAGGCCUCCCUGCAUAGAAGCUUCUUAAUAACAUUGCCGCCUCUAGGUGGUGUGGAGACUGUGCGUUACUAUUUUUGUCAUUUUCCUUAGUACAAAUAUUUUUUUUGCUUUCUUCUUGUUG